Messenger RNA from Giardia duodenalis, 2889 nucleotides. RefSeq lists its product as uncharacterized. Lineage: Eukaryota; Fornicata; Diplomonadida; Hexamitidae. The transcript has a single exon. The record is from RefSeq and is a predicted model, not a curated record. The coding region runs from base 1 to 2889 and encodes 962 amino acids.
AUGGGUCUCGAUAAAGAGGAGUCAGUGUCUGUUCACAGGGAGCCUUUGGAAACAACACCAGCCAAUUCCUCUGAUAUCAAAGAGAGGGUGCCCCCAAACGAGUCGGAGACCACAAGGAGCUCUCAACCUUCAGGUCAUAGGAAGCGCUCAAGUCGCAAGCACAGUUCUGCUUCAAAGGCGCGCAUGACAGAGUCAGAUAGCGAAAUUCUGGACAGCGUGCUCUCCGUCUUGGAAACGACGCUUAGCCAGUCAAACACUGAUGCACAGGUACUCUCUAGACGGCACGUCAAGCGAUCUGCGUCAGCCAUGUCAUCGGCAAUGCUCCAGUCUGGAGGAUACUUUGUUGACGAGCACGGGGAUCUGCAGCAGGGUACAUCGCGUGCUGCCAGCUCCAGUCGCCCCCGCUCAUACUCUGCUUCGCGAGCUGGGUGCUGCGAUAGUGGCAUAGCAGAUCACCUUCGGUUAUCUGUACUUCCAGAGGAAGGACACAGGAAACAUAAACAUGAUUCACUGGUUCCUUCAGUGGCUUUUAAAGCUCCAACUCAACCUCCCAAAUUUACGAAUUUCCUCCGUGCACACCACGCCGUUCCGUUCGAUAUGCAUGCGUGCAAGAUAAGCCAGUCACGUACUGCAAGACCAGGGCCCAUUGCCACGGGAGGAAUAGCCUCUCCGGCAGACAUCAAGCAGCUUCUCUCUCGAGAAAGCCUUCAGGAAAUUAAGCUCAAGAAUGACGCUGCUCAGCGGUCGGUUUUAUCUGUUUCUGCAGAGCACACGCACAUUCCAGAGAGGUCCAGCUCUUCUCGUCAUGCAACACGACCCACAGUCAAAGAGUUCAAUACGCAGUCUGUGCGUGCAGUGAAACCCGUCCCUCUUGCACAAAUUUGCAAUAGGCCUGUGAAGGCCACAGACUCUACUCUUCGAUCAGCAAGCACUUCUUCUUUUCUGACCCAGCAGUCUGGCUCGUCGUCGUCUCUUCACGAGCAACAAUCAUUUACGACUGAAGAAACAGCUAUACUGCAUUCCAAUCAAACAGUGCAACUGCCUAAACAACCACACUCUGGAAAGCUAGUCUUCAAGGGCCUGAAGCUCCUGAAGCCUGCUAAAGCGACUGAGAGUGGCCCCCAGAUGCAUGUACAGCAAGCAGAAUUUAGUGAGCAUAGCGCUAGAAUAAGUAGAGCAGAUACUACAGAUAUUGCAGGAAUGGAGAGCUUCUCAGAGUCGUCGUUUGUGGACGCAGACAUCAUCCAGGUACCAGUACCUCCUCCACGCAAAAGCGCUGAGGCAAUUGAUCCGGCCACAGCGGAAAGCAACACAUUAAAGGCAGAAGAUUGUGAACGAGCCGAAGCAUAUCUAUCAAAUUCAAACUUGAUCACUUUCUCUCACUCCCAAAAGCCUGCCAAGAGUGAUGUCGUCGAAAGCGGCUCUGCUCAGUUUCAGGUGCUUGCAAAGGAGGUAGGUGUGGAAGGCGCUUUCGAUCUUUUGCGUAAGGAAUUUAUUACACUAGGCGUUCGGCUGGCACAACUGGCCAAUAGGAGAUCCUAUGUUGAGUCUGCUCUAAAUAACUACGAAAGCUUUACGUCUGAUGGCAACGCGGAUCAUUCUUAUCUAACGGCAGAGAUAGAGGAGACUCAGCGCAAGCUUGAUGCAAUUGAAGAUGAAAUGACUCAGAUAUUGGCAAGGCGGGCAGAUCUUCGACAGCACUUUGCAGACGCUGGAGUUAACAUCCAAACAGAGGUGAUCAGCGAAAGACAAGCUCGGAAGGCUAAAAUUGAUCAAGCAUUGCUUUUAGAGUUGAACCCCCUUGAGGCGGCUCAGUCGGUCAAGGGGAAUUCCUGUGCAGAAACCCUAAAUACUACCUGGCUCACUGGCAAUCAAGCAGCUAGUAUAGCUGAUUCAUGCGAUCAUAGUAUAUUCAUGUGUGAUGAGUCCUUGCGUACGAGCCUGCAAGGUACCAGCAAGCCUAACGUUCCACGUCCACAACUUCCCAUGAAUCUGUCUAUCUCUGUAAAAGAUAUGGCAGUGGGGGCAAGCAUGCAGGUAGCGCUUGAUGACUCAGCAGUCAUGGGUGCUCGUGUGGCUCAAGAGGAUCAACCCUCGAACAGUACUGAAGUUGGUCUACAAGUAGCUGAAUCUGUUACUGUGCAGCGGGUAUCAGCAAGUGAUACUAUAGAUCAUAUUUCGCGAAUUAUCAGUCCUCAAUAUGUGGACACGGAAAGACGCAACAUGUCAAGGCUUAUGGCGGUGCUAUUGACAGCAUUUGAAAACCCUAGUGAUGCGUCUGUAUAUGCAGAAGAAAACAUCCUCAAGUAUAGCACUGCCAUCAGCAAUCUAGGCUCAUCUAAUAGCGAUGCAAGUAUGAAGGCUGCAUUGCCCGCGCUGAUCAGGCCCUAUUCUGAUGUGAUUGUGCUCCUUAUGGAGGGCUUAUCGUCCUUUUUACAUACAGGAAGAUCGACAGCCCUCAUACGCGCGGUUGUAGCGUCUAGAAAACAUCCCGGAUGGAUGUGCUCUCCCGUGCUCAAGGUGUUAGCAUCCGUGUUAGAAAUCUUGUCCUUACAUGUUGCAACGUGUGAUACUACAGCUGGUUGCCUGGAUAAUCACUAUUUCCGUACAGUCCACAGUGGAGGUGCAUGGAUUGUUUCGGAGUUAAUAGUAUUUCUGCGGUGUUCUCUGCAAAGCAUGAACGUUAUAUCAGUAGAUGAUGCGCACCAGAUAAUGACGGCUAUAUUAACCUUUUCCUCGUGCGUAUCGUCAGAGGUAUCCCAGCGGUGGCGUAAGGAGCUACACGCGAUUGUCUCCGCUGAGCCACAAUUACAACGAUACAGAGACCUCCAGGAAGCUUUGCCACGUGGUAAAGAAAGCAGUGACGGAGUUGCAAUCGAACAGAGAUGA